AUGGAUUGGAUUUAUUGCCAACGUUUUUUACCCUUUGUUUGCUUGCUCGCAAUAUCACUAUCAAUACAGCAGGAUGAACCUCUGAAAGUCAAAAUCAACACGAAAGAUGAUUUCUGUUUGGUCGUUCCUAAGGCCCCUUACACCAAGAUUGUGGACUCUGAAAAGCCAGGGGGUCAGGCCGUCUGGUGUCAAAGUCCCAGUGCAAAAACCUCUCCUUCUGCUGGAAUCUUCAAUAGCCCAUUUUGGUCCGAUGUUGAAAUUUCUCGGCCCAAGGCUGGAGUUAUCCAGAUGACCGGAUGCAUCGAUGUCAACAGUUCUAAUCGACUCAAGCCGAAUGAUGAUGGUGGUCGAUAUUACUCAGACGGUCGGAGCGGUGGCCAAGGGAACCCCGCCAACAGCUUCUGCGAUCCCUACCGUGCGUAUGUGGAAUUGAUUGAACCCUUGGCCAAGCGGGCUUGUAUUCGGUGUUGCCAAAACUCAGCUAUGUCUAUUCCAACUUCUAACCCUGAGAGCUCUUCUUCUAAGGCCACCCAAAAACCACGUGGAUUCCUUUUUGAUGAAAGUAAUUACAAAACCAAAGAUUUAACAGGCUUGGACAGGCUUGGACAGGAAAACUAUGACUUCGACUAUUAUCUGAAUUUCAUUCUAAUCAACGUCCGUGAAACUGAUCACUCAAUUGUCAUUGAAUACGUCCCAGCAAAAAUGAAUGUGAUAUGCCAACAUUUCCUACUUCUUGUUUUUUUCCUCGCAACAUCUCAAUCAAUACAGCAGGAUGAAGCUUUGCAAGUCAAAAUCAAUUCGAGGGAUGAUUUCUGCUUGGUCGUUCCAAAGGAACCGUUCACCACAAUUGGGGACUCCGAAAAGCCUGGCGGUGAAGCAGUCUGGUGCCAAAAUCCCGAUCGCAAAACCUCUCCUUCCGCCGGAGUCUUCAAUGGCCCUUUUUGGACGGAUGUUGAAGUUUCACGGCCAAAGGAUGGAGUCAUCCAGAUGACGGGAUGCAUCAAUGUCAACAGCUGCGAUCGACUCAGGCCAGACGACGACGGUGGUCAAUACGACUCAAACGGUGGGGAGGGCGGCCGGGGUAACCCUGCUAACAGCUUCUGCUCCCCAUACCAUGCCUAUGUUCAAUUGAUUGAACCCUCGGCCAAGCGGGCUUGCAUUCGAUGUUGUCAGAACCCCUUCGACUGCGAUCUUUCAAACGAUGUUCGUGGCUGCCCGGUCGUUAUUCCAGGGAAAUACUUCACUUGUGCUUGA
Messenger RNA from Puccinia triticina, 1254 nucleotides. RefSeq lists its product as uncharacterized. The record is from RefSeq and is a predicted model, not a curated record. Lineage: Eukaryota; Fungi; Basidiomycota; Pucciniomycetes; Pucciniales; Pucciniaceae. The transcript is spliced from 11 exons. Bases 1 to 1254 code for a protein of 417 amino acids.